Formica exsecta is the source of this 6180-nucleotide messenger RNA. RefSeq lists its product as uncharacterized. Gene Ontology annotation, molecular function: protein binding. Lineage: Eukaryota; Metazoa; Arthropoda; Insecta; Hymenoptera; Formicidae. The transcript has 15 exons. The record is from RefSeq and is a predicted model, not a curated record. The coding region runs from base 1 to 4899 and encodes 1632 amino acids.
AUGCUGAUCGCCAGUGUAUCCAACAGUCAAACAAUUGCUCCUUCGCCAUCCGUGAAACUACGACGAUCCCGCCGAUUGUCGUCCACCAGAGGAUUAAAGCAACGAACGAUCGCGAGUGUCCCGAAAGACUCCUUUCCUUACCGAGAUCUCGAUCGAAAAAUCGGUAAUCCUCCGCCUAUGGCAGGCAAGAGCAUCGACGAGGAAAACGCCAAAGAAGGACUGUUGAUAAACUGGGAGAUGAACGAGAGAGUCAGUUUAAGCAGCCGUUCUAGCACUGGAUUAGCAAUUCGUCCUGACAGUAGGAAAGGCAUCGAGUUUAGCGAAAAUUGCAAGAGGAACGUUGAAAGUAGAUCGAAAAUCGGCUCGGAAUGUUCGGAACGCGAAGUCAAGUCAUCAUCAUCAGCCGCACCGUUGGAGCUGAUGAACGUGUCCGGUUUCGCCGGGUCGAAUGUCGCCAGGAAACAUCGCGGCGCCUGUUCGAUUGACAUGACGGACGAGAACGUUCUUCGGAGCGAUUCGAAAUACGAGAUCGGUAUUCUCAGUCGUGGCUCCACGACUCUGAGAAAACAAAGGCGGCAGGGCGAUACGCUCGGGAAAGACAACGGCGACGCGACAAAGAGAUGGACCAAGGACUCCAUUUCGAAACGACUAGAACUGAUCCACGAGUUGAAUCAGAAGAUCUUGGCUAACUACGAGAGGUUCCAACAGAAAUCGAAGCGUACCAAGGACGCAAAGGAGCAGACCGUCAAGAGCCGAGUCAAAGAUAAAACUGAUGCCGAAGAACACGUUUAUACGGAGAUCAAGAAGAGACACAAAACAGGCUCUCGAACGAGCGAUCAGAAGGCUCGGGAUAUUCUUAAACACGAUACCUGGCGAAAGAAGUCUUCCGACAAAGACACUUCUAGACGGGCGGAUACCGAUAAAUCAAACUUUUCGAAAGAUUAUCACGAAAGAAUCGAUACCAAAGGUCGAACGGAGAAAAAGGAUAAAUCCGAUCGAAAAAUUGUUCGCGAGAAUGCAAACUUUAGCAUGGCGGCCAAGGAAAAUUUUUCGUACCAAAUAGACGAGAAAACGCAGUUAUCGAAAUAUCCAAAGUUGAAAGAUAAAAAAGGACGAUUGUCGGAGGAAAAUUCGAUUUUUUACACAAACGAGGAUAUACCUUCAAAGGAGAUGGAAUCAGUCGCGACUGGAAAUUGUCUGGAGAACUCCAAAUUAUAUCCCGAGAGCUGGAACCCGCGUAAUAACGAGACGAAAAAUGACAGUUCGAUGGAGAAGACUGAGGAUGGCGUUUCGCGAAAUCGAUUCGAAAUCGAUUCGCAAAAAAAUACCAUCGAAUCGCAAACGGGAAGCGGAGACGCUGCGACGGACGAGAAGAUUCUGGAGUGUAGAAUUCUCGAGAAGCUAGACAAGACGAUCGACCGAUUCGAUAGCGAGAGGACCCGGCUAUCGUCAGGAGACAGCAACGAGGAGGGGAACAGCUUCAGCACGGAUUCUAUACAGAGUCGAAGUCCGAAAUCGGAAGAAAAAUGCACGAAGGAUGUCACCAACCUCCUGCAGGAUACCUUCAAUUCCUCCUGGGAUUCGGGAGUCGGCGUGGCGGACCUCGGCAACGGAAGCGGAUGGGUGAGGAUACACACCGGGAUCGAGAGCAGUCUCGUCUAUCUCACUCUGGACACCACGGCUAGAGACGUCUGCAGGGACAUGCUGCUGGGAGACGACUUGUCUCUGUUUGUCCAGUAUGGCGGCGAGCCAGGCAGGAGGUUGGCGUCUCAGGAGAAGCCACUGGAAAUUCAGGAUCAAUUUCUUCAAAGGCUCGGCUACCAGGAUGUAUCUCGGCGCGCUCGUCUGGGAGUUGAUCUCGAACUCAGACAUCUCAUCGGCUUUCACGUAGGACCAGCAUCGCCAUUGCCAGACCUGGCAGGAUACAGCCGUUGCGGCUAUACCCUGGUGUUAAAGGGGUUGGUUUUUCCCCAGUGGAAACGACGACCUCUGGCCGUCAUCGGUUCCAGACUCUUUCUUUAUCCGGCCUGUCCGGAAUCGCGAGCGGAAUGGAUGGAGCUGGGCGGCGGCGGCGGCGCGGUGUGCUAUGCGCCGUCACGUCUGGGCAAACUCGUUUUGCGUGUCACCGGGUUUCCCAGGGUCACUCAACAGUGCCACGUGAGCCAACACCCUGAAGAGAAUCAUCAUCGCGAGACCAGACACUUGUAUCUGGGCUUCCAUCAUCCCUGGGAUCGGGAUCUCUGGAAGAACUGGAUCAAAGAGGCUACGCAGUUAUCGCCAUGUCCGAAACGAUUAGACUUGAGUAAAGGGGGCCUGUCAAGAGUCCCUGAAAGCGCGAUUGCUUUCCCAGCAAUAGAAGAGCUUGCAUUGGGAUGGAACCAGUUCAGUAAUGUCGAUAAUAAUUUGAAGCUUUUACACAGGUUUCCCAAACUUCGUGCCGUCCAUCUGGAGUGCAACGAUCUCCGUGGAAUCCCGAGGGAGCUUCUAGAGUUGCCAGCGCUGACCUAUCUUAAUCUCUCGGACAACAAGAUCGAGAUAAUUCCGGCUGACAUCUGCCAACUGGUCAAGUACGAAGUUCUGUCAAAGACAGAUCAUGGAAAGCUUUACAAAGAGGAGAAAGCAAUGCAUAACAAUUUACACAAAAUCAAUCUGAGAAACAAUCAACUGAAGGGAAAUAUAAUCUUGGGAAAUUACGGCAAUCUGACGCAUUUGGAUGUGAGCGAAAAUAGCAUUGAAAAAUUGGACAUUAGUGCCCUGCAAGAAUUGAGAAGCGUACGCUGUGCUCGAAAUCAUCUAACAGAAUUGACUCUUUGCGGCCGAAAUCUUAUAUCACUAAUCGCUGGAAAUAAUAAAUUGAAAAAGCUAACUGUCGAACCUGUGCCAACUAAUCUCGAGCAUCUGGAUAUUUCUUACUGCAUAGCAGCGUGGAGCGAUCUAGAAGAAUUGGUGCUGUCCGGAAACAGAUUGCAAUAUCUUCCGGACAACGUGGCUAAUCUACAACACUUGCGUGUGCUGCGCGUGCAUUCUAAUCGGUUGUUAACGUGCCCUACCUUCGGUAAAACGGCGUCCUUGAAGAUACUGGAUCUCGCGCACAAUCAACUGGAUAGGGUAAAUCUUGCCACGCUAGUGCCACCGCAAUUGCAAUUUCUCGAUAUAUCCUGCAACUCCCGACUGCACGUGGAUCCACGACAAUUCCAAGUCUAUAGAUCCCAGAGACCGAUAUCUUUGGUGGACGUAUCUGGACAAAACAGGCCCAGCCUGCCGUCUCAUCCGCAUCAACAGGAAAUUGUCGUGGCUGAAAAGAAUGCNNAGCAACCGUGGCGGUUAGGCUUUUCGGAAACUGCAGGCUCUCGCGAAAAGCUGUACAUUUCUCAAGUACGAAUGCCGUCCUUCUGUAACGUCGAAGGUCUGUUCGGCAUUUUCGAUGGCGGUUCGAAUCAGGAAACGCCCAGUACCCUUCAAGAGAUGAUUCCGCGCCUCUUGCUGGAGGAGCGAACGAUACGGGAGACGUCGAAGGAGUACCUGAAGUACACCUUGUUGUCGGCACACAGAGAGCUCAAAGAGAAGGGUCAGAAGUACGGCGUGGACGCGACUCUCGUCCAUGUAGUGAAACUACCAUCGCAGCAGGGAUACCCAAAAUCCUCGAUCAAGUACUCGCUGAAGGUGGCUUCCUCCGGGGAGGCAAAAGCCGUCCUCUGUCGAGCGGCCGGUCCCUUGACCCUCGCCGCGUCUAAGAAAGCUAGGGAAUCGGUUAAAAAUCAGUUAGGCAACGCUGCCAUGUUCCCGCUAGUCGUGCCCGAUCCGAUGUACGAGGAAGCGACGCUGGAGGACGACGACGAGUUCGUCAUAGUCGCUAAUCGGAGAUUAUGGGAAGUCCUGAGCAUCCAGGAGGCCGUGAGGGAGGCUAGAGCCGAGGCCAGUCCCGUUCUGGCCGCGAAGAGGCUGCAGGAUUUGGCGCAAGCUUACGGUGCCGAGGACAAUCUGAGCGUCAUCGUCGUGAGAUUGGCCGGGCCAAGUCCAGGUGACAUGGAUCAGCUGAUGCGCGAGCUGAGACACGUCGUUGGCAAAAAUAGAGGUCAAACCGGCGACGGCGCAUGUUCCUGCCCUUGUUGCGUGCCGCCAGCGCCUCACAAGCCUCCGGCGGCCUGCUGUUGUCACGCAAGCGAGGGCUAUUAUCUUAAUGGCGUGUUAAAGAAUAUAGUGAGCAGAUCCAACAAGGUUCACGGAGGUUCCGGAAGAUACUUUAAGAAUUCUAGAUCAACACAAGAGAACGAAAGCCCUUCCUACAGAGACGAUCGCAGUUCACCGAGCGGGCAGUCCGAUCAAGCUAGCGACAGUACUUUCAAGUCUCGCCAUCCAUCAGGAAGGAUGUGGACGGGAAGCGCGGCUUCCAGAGCGACAAACAAAGCUCACCAGAGCGUUCUCAUGCAAGAGACGCGAAAGGUAUCAUCGUGCAUGCCUACCCAGGAGGACGCUGUCUCGGAGAGAUCCGGUGUCCUGAGCGAGGAACAGUUUCGUUGCUGGGAAUACAUGCUCGAACAAAACACCCAGCUGUUAUUCGACAAGGAGCUAGACACGCUGACCAAGGCGCCGUUGCGACAGGCGAGGUCGACGCCGCAGCUAAGCGGCGGCAACUUACCCUUCCUGUCAAAGAGAUUCGGCAGCGCGAGAUCUUUCAACCCUACGCUACCGCGACCACCGGUUGUCCGUUUCGGCAGCGGACGGAGAUUGCUGAACGGUGGACCGAAUGCAGCCUAUUUCGGCAGCCUGCAGAGGCUGAUGCCUUAUAAUCUGGAGUACGACUUCGCCGUCAUCCAAGAGAGAGGCGGCAUGGACUCGCUCGAGCAGGACGCCACGAGGAUGCAGCAAUAUUGGGGAGUGGCCACUACCGAGCUAUAAUGUCGAGGAUCUAAUACUGACGUAACAAGAGAAACACAACGAGAGAAAUAAGAUAGAGAUGCGAACUCGAACGCAAGUCUACGCGAUUUGACGAUGAACGAGGAUUAAAAGGAUGUGCCCUCUUUAUAGAAUUUUGGGAAUCCUACUUCGAAGAGAGAGAAACUUUCGUAUUAUUGUGAUUUCAUUGUAUAUUUAAUUGCUAUCUUACAACACGACGGCGUAAAGCCAUUUGUUUGAAAAUCGAAAGACGACAGAUUAAUUCCGGCGAACAAUCCAAUAACCGGGAGUAAUUUAUCUCGGAUAACUCGCGACGCGACGGCGCGAAGUAAUUGCAGUUCCGUAGUCUAAUUAUCACAUUGGAAAGCGUAAUUAAUAGAAUACAGCGAGACGGAGCGGAACGUCGCGUCGUCAAGCGCAAACGCGCACAAUCGCAUUGAUAUCGAUCGUACUGAUAACAAUGACGCGGUAACAACAAGCCGCAAGAUUCUUCGUGCAACCAACGUGCAACGAGAGACAGCAGGAUUUAUAACGUAACUUUGUAAUCUACCACAACCGAAUCCCGUGUAAAUAAAGAGACCCGCGCGCUCCUCUUUACGUUAUACAAAGCCCGCUUUAUUCCUUUAUAACGGUAGAUACGCGAAAGAUGCUGCGUUAUCGCGGAACAACUUUACGACGCGAAAAGACUCCGCAGAGAAUAGGCCAAGUAAAAGUAAGAGAUUGAAGAAAAUUCGUUCAUAAUCUUUGACUUGACGUUUUCUCUUUCUCUUUUUUUUUGAUAUUGUCAAUUUCUCGCGUGGAUUUCCUUUUACGUCGUUUCGCGUUAUUUCGUAAAUCUCUAUUAUAUCCAAUUCGUUCUUCCAUAUUUUUUUACCACGUGUUUCGUCUCUUUUUUUCAUAAAGUUUUAGAAUUAUAUUUUGUACAUACAGGAGAUUCUCUCUUAUAUUUACGCAUACAAGUAUAAUUUAUGAUAUAUUCGUAUGCUGUGUAACACUUUUUUACGAUAAGUUGUCGAUAAUGCCGAGAAAUACGUGAUACUAAUGGACGCAAUGUGCCGGACGAUCUCGCGCUUUCAACGUUGCAACAAUACGUGCGAUAUCAUGUGUCGAUAUCUUGGCUUACAAUAUACAGGGUUGUUUCUAAUGAAUCGCGUCAUCUCAUUUACGAGAUAAUUCAUUUUGUGUGAAAUGUUAUAUUGAGUUGAUUAAAAUAUUGAUUGAUACUUUUUUUUUAUACGAAAGACCGUUAAAUUGUGAAAAAUUAAACUCUGAUACUUAAGUCAA